This is a messenger RNA of Sarcophilus harrisii (Tasmanian devil), 4278 nucleotides long. It is a transcript of the gene TTI1, whose product is annotated as TELO2 interacting protein 1. The record is from RefSeq and is a predicted model, not a curated record. Gene Ontology annotation, cellular component: cytoplasm. Bases 122 to 3289 code for a protein of 1055 amino acids. The transcript has 8 exons. Gene Ontology annotation, biological process: chromatin remodeling. Lineage: Eukaryota; Metazoa; Chordata; Mammalia; Dasyuromorphia; Dasyuridae.
CACGUCCCGGGACCUUUCUCGUGCUUCGGCGCGCUGUCCUAAACGUCACUUCCGGGAAGGAGGCGACUGGUGGGAAAGGCUAAAAGUACCAGGAAGUUUUCUCAAGAAGAGGACUUGAACAAUGGCAGUUUUUGAUUCUCCUCAGGAAGCAUUUGGCAUUUUGCGUCCAAUUUGUGUUCAGCUCACAAAGACACAGACAGUGGAGAAUGUGGAAAGCCUUCAGUCAAAACUGCAUGUUGUAAGUGAUUCUGCUCUUCAAGACCUUCAAGAAUAUAUCCUCUUUCCCUUGAGAUUUACCCUCAAAACUCCAGGCACAAAAAGAGAAAGCUUGGUCCAGAGUGUGGUAGAAUGCAUCACAUUUGUCCUUUCUACAACAUGUAUAAAGAAAGAGGACCUCCUUCAAGAACUUUUUUCAGAGCUCUGCCUUUGCCUGUCUUCUCCCAAUUCCCAAAAACCUGCGCCUGUUUCAGAAGAAUUAAAAUUGGCUGUGGUCCAAGGACUCCAUACAUUAAUGCAUUCAGCCUAUGGGGACAUAAUCCUCAGUUUGUACCAACCUUGCACUCUUCCCCAUUUAGGAUUUGCCAUAUCUUUAUUGUUAACUCUAGUGGAACAGGAAAAAUCCAAGCAAAUUAAAACUUCUGCCUUAAAGUGUUUACAAGUUCUUCUAUUACAGUGUGACUGCCAAGACCAUCCCAAAUUGUUAGAUGACAUUGAGACAAAAAAACUUGGGGAUUUGUUUGCUUCUUUUUUGCCUGGGAUCUCAACUACAUUGACCAGGAUUAUCACUGGAGACUUUAAACAAGGUCAUGUUAUCAUCAUCUCUGCUUUAAAGAUCUUUUAUAAGACAAUUGCUUUCAUUAUGGCUGAUGAACAGUUAGCAAGAAUUCCAAAAGACAAAGAGAAAUUUUCAGUUGAACACAGGGUAGCAGAACUUAUGGUCCAUAGAGAUGCAAAUUGGGUUAAAAAUACUGGAGAUAAGUUGGCUGCCCUUAUUGAAAAGAUAGUUGAAUUUAUUUCAGUUCAUCCACACUGGAAAGCAAGGAUGGAACUGAUAGAACUUGUCCAGGAUCUUCUUUUGAAGUGUAGACAAUCCUUAUUGAAGUCUGUUGGCCACCUUUUGAAAGUUUUGGUAGGUUUGGUAAAUGAUGAGAAUCUUGAUGUUCAAAAUAGAUGCAAUAAUGUUCUGAAGAAUUUUGCAGAUCAAAGGAUAGUUGUUGAGAGUAGGGUACUCACUGACAUCCUGUCAGAAAAUCUGCACUCUCUUGCUACAGCCCUUCCCCGCCUGAUGAGCUCACAGGAUGAUCAAGGCAAAUAUUCUACUCUCAUCUUAUUACUUGGUUACCUGAAACUCUUGGGUCCCAAAGUUAACUUUAUUCUCCACUCUGUGGCCCACCUACAUCGCCUAUCUAAAGCACUCAUCCAAGUGCUAGAACUAGAUGUGACUGAUGUGAAAAUUGUUGAAGAGCGACGCCAGGGCCCUGAUGGAUUGGCUGAAUCCUCGAGUUCAUUGUCAGAGCCACCCUUCCACAAGAGCAAAAGCCAGAGGAAAUAUUUUCGGUUCUUCACAGACGAGCGCAUUUUCCUGCUAUUGAGGCAGAUAUGUCAGAUGCUUGGCUAUUAUGGAGAUCUCUAUCUGCUUGUAGAUCACUUCAUGGAGCUAUACAAUGAGUCUGUCAUUUACAGAAAGCAAGCUGCCAUGAUCCUUAAUGAGCUAAUUGCAGGGGCUUCUGGGAUAGAGGUGGAGGUUCUUCAUGAAACUCAUAGCAGAGCAAGCACAGAAGAACUAAAGGAGAUCAUAACAUCCAUCCUUGAGGAAUACAUAAGCCAGAAAAAUUGGUAUUUGGUCACCUCUAACGAAGCUGAAGGAAAUAGAGAAGAGUUAACAAUGAAGCAUUCAGACCUUCAGGCCAUCACAUCUGGUGUUCACACCUGCCAUCUUGUACCACUUCCAUCAUCUUCAGAGCUUAAUCUUACUGUCUGUUCUAUGAAUAGCAACAUCUGGCAAAUAUGUAUCCAGUUAGAAGGGAUUGGCUGCUUUGCGCAUGCACUAGGAAUAGAAUUUCGUGUGCUUUUAAUGUCAGCUCUUUAUCCAGUACUUGAAAAAGCUGGAGACAAAACUCUGCUUAUUAGUCAGGUGGCUACCAGCACCAUGAUUGACAUUUGUCAUGCCUGUGCCUAUGACUGUCCCCGGGACCUGAUCAAUCAUAAUGCUGACUAUUUAGUGAAUGAGAUUUCCUUAAAUCUGCAUCAGAUGGCACUGUUCCCUCAUACCCCAAUAGUCUUGGAAAUUAUGUUCCAGAACUCAGAUGCUACAUUGCUUCCUUUGGUAGAUGAUGUGAUUCAAGAUGUACUACUCAGCCUGGAUCAGUUUCAUGAUGAGAGAGCUGCUUCAUUCCUCAGUGUUCUGCACACGGUAUUGGCAGCCUUAGCCCGGUGGUUCCCAGAAGCCAAAGGUGACAAACAGCUCCAGGAGCAGGAAUUCAGGAAGGAAAAAUAUGGUUUACACCAAGACUCAGCAACUCUUGGGAAGGGAUUUGCAUUUACUACCUCUCCUGAAGAAAUAGAACGGUUUUUGUUGGAUUACCUCAGAAAUAAGGAUGUUGCAGAUGGAAAUGUCUCUGAUUCUGACAAAGAAGUUGUGCCCUGUUUUCCAGAGGAGCAACCACUCACUCCUGAGGCAGAGAUGAAUGAUGUCUGUCCAGAUGUGGAAGCCACACUGCCCGUGCAGAUCCAGAUAGCCAAGAAUGUGAUGGAGAGGUGCAUUCACUUGCUGUCUGAUAAAGAUCUGAAGACACGCCUGAAGGUUCUGGAUGUGUUGGAACUGUGCGUGACUGUUCUUCAGUCCCACGAGAACCAGCUGCUACCCAUGGUGCAUCGAGCCUGGCUGCCGCUUGUGCAUCGACUUACUAAUGAUGAUCCUCUGGCUGUUCUCAGAGCUUUUAAGGUUUUAUGCACCUUAGGGAACAAAUGUGGUGAUUUUCUUCGGAAUCGGUUUUCCAAAGACAUCUUGCCGAAGCUGGCUGGCUCCUUGGUCACCCAGGCUCCUGUCAGUGCCAGGGCUGGACCUGUCUACUCCCAUACACUUGCCUUCAAAUUACAACUAGCUGUGUUGCAGGGUCUGGGUUCGCUUUGCAACAAACUAGACCUGGGUGGGGGUGACCUGAAUAAAGUGGCAGAUGCCUGCUUGAUUUACCUGAGUGCUAAACAGCCCAUGAAAUUACAAGAGGCUGCCAGGAGAAAAAAUGCAGUCAGUAUUGUGCUAUAUCAGAAACUAGGACCACCAUGUUGAUUUGGAAAUUAUUGAGUCACCUGAAUCAGGAAAAGAACCUGAAGAAGUGAGGAACAGCUUUUAGCAAGGUGCUUGUUACUAUUUCCAUCUGUGUUGUACAAAUGGCAGUUGAACAAAUAUGACCAAUCACUUGGCAAUCCCCUGCUAUUUGAUAUCAUCCUGGGAUGUCAAAAUAUUCAGCAUUCUAGGUACCGUGUACUCCCUAAUUCUCUCAGAUUUAAAAACGGUAAGCAUUUAGUAGAAUCUUGCCCUGUGUUCAAGAUACUGUUCUGGUCACUAGAAAUACAAAGGUAAUGCCUCUCCUACCUUUUAGGGGCUUACUUAGAGACUCCUGAGGGAGCCAGAGAUAUAGGAGAAAGAGGUAUUCAAAGAGAGUAAAUUGUGAACAAAGAAAAGUCUAUUUGAAGGCCUCUGGUGAGGAUAUCUUACUCUGGGCUAGUGAGAAAGGAUUUUGUGAAGAAAAUGACUCCAGUUGGAUUUUUCAAGAAGUAAAGGGUUUCAACAGGAAGAAAUUAGGAAGAAUGCUUUCCAGGAAUGGUGGAUGUUCUUUGUGAGUACCUGGAAUUGGGUGAUAGCAAGAUGUGAAGGAGGAAGAUAAUCUCAUUUGGUUUGAACAUAAGAGUGUGUACAGGAGAGUAAUAUGAAAUAGGCUGGAAAAGUAGAAUCAGAUUGUGGAUAGUCUUAAAUAUCAGCCUAAAAAAUUUGUAUUUUUUUCUCCAUGCCAAGGCACUACAGUCCUAGGGCCAGAUCUAAUCCCUAAGUGCCUGUUUUUGUAAAGCAUAAGGCCAUCAAGCUAAGAAUAUUUUUUAAUUUUUUAAAUAAAGUUCUCAGUAGAUUAUAGUUUUCUGACCCCAGCUCUAGGCAGUAAGGAAUUACCUGAGGUCAAGGGAAGCCUUCAGGGCCUAGCUAGCUGCAGUUACAUCCUCUAAUGUUUUCCUGUUUAGUGUUCUUUUAGAACUCUAAAGAAUGGUCAGGCCACUGUUUGCUUU